GCGAGUGAGUGAAGAGGCAGUCCUACAUUCCAUAUUUAGGAGCAGUGUCUCGCUGCUGAUUGAUAACGUUGUGUCUGGCUUCGUGUGAGCAAAUAACCCCGAGCGAUCAGCUGUCUGCGAGAAGCAACAAAUACAAGAAAUGGAUAAAGAAUUAAUUGACGUGGACACAGAGCAGACUCUCUUUUGUUUAACCCUUACUAUGUAUCAUCCAAAUCACCAAGAUCAAAAAGUCUUCAAAGGCAUCAGUUUUAGCCGAAAAGAAGUAAUAAAGGCCGAUGCAGUUGUGGCCUUCGGGCGUGAUUACAAUAUUUGCCGCUAUCCUUUGCUUAGUAACAGAGUCUCCCGGAUCCAGUUCAGCUUGCAACUCUUCAAGCAAUUUAACUGCUCCACUAGCACCUUUGAGAUAAAAAACUUAAGCAAAAAGAACAAACUGUAUGUGGACAACUUGGAAUUGGAUUAUCUCAACAAGGUCGAGCUGCCUGCAAAGUGUAUGAUCCGCUUUGGGGAUUUCCAGAUAUUGGCAGAAAUUGAAGCAGGGGACUCCGAUGAGAAGUUUGAAAUUUGCUGUGAAAAAUCAAACGUCUCCCUUGUUCAGGACAGCUUUAUACCAACUAUGCAGCCGGUUCCAGAAUGUGGAACCCUAAAUGCUGUUGAAAUAGAUGAAAACGAAUCUUAAAUUUCUAACUUAAUUUUAUAUAUAACAGACGAUGGUGAAACUAGAAAGACUCUUAGGCAUAUUUAUUGUAGGCAGCUACCCCUAAUACUAGGGAUGCAUGAAUCCGGGAUUCGGCCAGGAUUCAGCCUUUUUCAGCAGCAUUCGCCCGAAACUUUUUGCCCGGCAAUCCGAAUUCUAGUUUGCAUAUGCAAAUGAGGGAAGGGAAAUCGCGUGACUUUUUGUCACAAAACAAGGAAGUAAAAAAUUUUUUCCCCUUGCCACCCCUAAUUUGCAUAUACAAAUUAGGAUUCGGUUUGGUAUUCGGGCAGAUCUUUCAAGAAGGAUUGGGGGGUUUGUCCGAAUCCAAAAUAGUGGAUCCAGUGCAUCCCUACCUAAUACAUUUUUCCAUAAACAUAAUAUUUAUCAGUUGGAAUCACAUGGGACACCCCAGUAGUUGCAGGGACUUCUGGUAAUAGAAUUUGGGAUUAUUAAAUGUAACUCUGAAAGGACGGAGUUGGAACCUCUGCCUAAAAUAGGGUGUGGUAUUUGUGUAUUGGCUCCAAAUGUAUUUUUUUUUUUUUUUUUUUUUUUUUUUUUAUGUAGAGGACAUUGUGUCAGAUUGCUCCUGGGAAACCUUACAGUAUUUCAUAUACAGGUAUGGGACCAGUUAUCCAGAAUGCUCGGGACCUAGGGUUUUCUGGACAACGGAUCUUUCCGUAAUUUGCAACUUCAUACCUUAAGUCUACUAGAAAAUAAUAUAAACAUUUAAGUAAACCCAAUGGGCUGGUUUUGUCUCCAGUAAGUAUUAAUUAUAUCUUAGUUUAGAUUUAGUUUAGAUCAAGUACAUGGUACUGUUUUAUUAUUAGAGAAAAAGGAAAUACAUUUGAACUUUAUUAUUUUUUUGGAUAAAACGGAGUCUAUGGGAGCAUUAUUUGGGCAUUGUGGAUAAUGGGUAUAUAUUUGACCCUGCACCCACUGUCAAGUUAAGACCGGUAGGAGGGUGGAUACUGAGAGAAAAAAAAAAAAAAAAAAAAAAUAUAUAUACUUUUUACAUUAAUAUAUCAAUCAAUUUUCCAUGCAGCAUACAUUAUCAACAAUAAGAUAAUCAAUACUCUAGGUUAGCAUUGUACAGAAUUACUGUAUCCUGAAUGAAUGACUUAUACAGGUAUGGGACCUGUUAUCCAGAAUGCUCGGGACCUUGGGUUUCCCAGAUAAGGGGUCUUUCUGUAAUUUGGAACAACAGACCUUAAGUCUGCUAAAAAUCAUUUAUACAUUAAUUAAACCCAAUAGAUUUCUUUUUUGCCUCCAAUAAGGAAUAAUAAUAUCCUAGUUGGGAUCGUGUACAAAGUACUGUUUUAUUAUUAAAGAUAAAAAGGAAAUAAUGUAUGUGAAUUAUUUGAUUAAAAUGGAGUCUAUAGGAGAUGGCCUUCCCAUAAUUCAGAAGAAUUCUCGACAUUGGCUUUGGAUAACAGAUCACAUACCUCUACCAAGUAAGGGAAUUUUGUUCGCAAAACAUUUUUUUUCUUCUGAACUUUCCUCUGAAAAACUCUGUAUGUAUGUAUAUAGAUUAGCUGUAAGAUAUUUGUAUUAAACUUCAAGUUGGUAAACAUAUAAAGAUCACUGCACAUUAA
This is a messenger RNA of Xenopus laevis (African clawed frog), 2286 nucleotides long. RefSeq names its product TRAF-interacting protein with forkhead-associated domain L homeolog (gene tifa.L). Gene Ontology annotation, biological process: positive regulation of canonical NF-kappaB signal transduction; signal transduction. The record is from RefSeq and is a predicted model, not a curated record. Gene Ontology annotation, cellular component: cytoplasm. The coding region runs from base 140 to 676 and encodes 178 amino acids. Lineage: Eukaryota; Metazoa; Chordata; Amphibia; Anura; Pipidae. The transcript has 2 exons.